AUGGUAUUGAACACCAUCGUCCUGGAUGAAUCGAGCGGGAGAGAACGCAGGGUCUCCGUAGACGACAUCGCUACUUCAUUUCUCGACACCUUUCUUGCCGCUGUAUCACCCCAGCAGCAUUAUCAAUAUUUCCUCUAUGAAGAUGAAGAUGGCGAUCUCAUAGCUGUGCGAACCAACGAAGAACUUGCUGCUAUGCUGUCUUCAUCGAGAAUUCAUCCACUGAGGAUUCAUUUAAGUUAGCCAUAACACUUUUUAGAGACUAACUUACGUCAUAAAGUAAAGAAAAAAAACAUAACACAUAUAUUGCUGCCAGCUCCGCUUUUCUCGGAUUUCUCUUUUUUUUGGCUUAUGAUGUAGUCGACAAGUUGAUUUUUGAUGGUUUUUCAAAGCUAUUUUAUAAAACCGAAGGCUCUAAUAAAUUAAAUUAACAAUUGUUACCAGUUUCGCGAAAUAAGCCGCUUUUGGAUGGUAAUUUAGCAAAC
Messenger RNA from Loa loa (African eye worm), 482 nucleotides. RefSeq lists its product as hypothetical. Gene Ontology annotation, molecular function: protein binding. The record is from RefSeq and is a predicted model, not a curated record. The coding region runs from base 1 to 240 and encodes 79 amino acids. The transcript is spliced from 2 exons. NCBI's taxonomy places the organism in Eukaryota, Metazoa, Nematoda, Chromadorea, Rhabditida, Onchocercidae.